AUGGCCGAAGGAACUUGGGAGAAGCUGUCCCAGGUCGCUGUCCUGGGCGCUGAAUAUGACUCCCCUGAACGCCAGCCCCAUCCGAAAUGUUUGGAAGGGACCCGAGUAGACCUUCUCAAACUCAUCCACAGACUGUUAGACAAGCGAGAGAAGAGUCAAAUCAUUUGGCUGCAUGGCACGGCAGGCGUCGGAAAGUCUGCCGUGGCAUUCACUGUAGCUGAAAGAAUGAAAAGUCUGAAAAUAACACAGAAUACGAAAAUUGAAACAAGGCUCGCGGGGACAUUCUUUUUCUCGCGCAAUUCCAAGGAACGCAGCACGACCGGACAUUUCUUUGCGACGCUUGCUUACCAGCUUGCGAGCAAUUUUCCCGGCGUCAGGAACGACGUGAAUAGAGCCGUCCGCGAGAAUCCUGCAGUGAAUGCAAACCUGAAACUGUCGCCGAUCUCAUCUCCCUCCUUGGGGAAGCUCUUCGUGAUCCUGAACUUCCCUCGCUUGGAGGAGCAUAUCCGUCAAGCCAUUCAAACAGAAGAUAUGCGCGCACUGGUACACGAGAUACCAGUGAAUACUUCUGGGGAGAGCGUUGCUGGCAUCAUUUCGUUAGACGGUGAAGAUGUUGACAAUGACAUUUAUAUCUUCUUACAGUAUUCCUUCAUGAAGUUGCAAAAUCGACAUCCUGAUUUCCCUCAGCCCACUGCGGAUAAGCUUAGGCGGCUGGCGAACCGAGCUGGGAGACGUUUCAUCGUGGCAUCUACAAUGAUGAAGUUUGUCGACGACGGAUGCAAUGACCCCCGGGAUCGCCUUGAGCUCAUGCUCGACCUUACCAAUGAACUGCUACCUGGGACGGAAGUGUAUGAGUUAUACAACCGUAUCCUUGCCACCUGUUCGGACCCUAGCCGGGCAUACCAGCACUUGUCUAUUGUUGCUGCCCUUGCAGACCCUCUGCCGAUCUCACAGAUCUCGAAGCUCCUUGGCCCUGGUCAAGGCAGAGAUGUCGCGACCGCACUGAUGCAGCUACGGUCUUUCAUGGAUAUUCCCGCUGAUAGCAGCCAUCCCGUGAAUAUCUACCACUCGUCCAUUCGGGACUAUCACCACAUUCCCUACUCGCUGACUCCUCUUUCCGCUUGAUGAUCCAAGACAUCCCAGAACGCACUACUCUUAUGGAUGCGCUCUUAGAAUUGAAGUCACAGAAUCAGGCUUUGCAACUCCACGACCCCCGGAACUUGCAACAAUCGUUAGCCUUCAUCGUCGAGCCACCAGAGCCGCUGCAGGCUUUCAUGGGCCUGUUAUGGCUUCGGGGAGCUCGCGGGUCUGGUCUGGAGUCCUGGCUAGGGACUUUGGAUGGACGUGCGUGGCUUCAGACUCAGACUGGAGGAGAGUGGUUGGAGACAUCGAGCGGGAGGGAGUGGCUAAAAACACCGAGCGGGAGCCAGUGGCUGACGACACCGAGCGGGAGCCAGUGGC
Suillus discolor is the source of this 1461-nucleotide messenger RNA. RefSeq lists its product as uncharacterized. The transcript has 3 exons. The record is from RefSeq and is a predicted model, not a curated record. The coding region runs from base 1 to 1125 and encodes 374 amino acids. Lineage: Eukaryota; Fungi; Basidiomycota; Agaricomycetes; Boletales; Suillaceae.